UUUUGCGCCACGUGUAAUUCUUUUCAAAACAAUAACAAAGUAACAAAUUUAUACAUAUGUGAAAAAUUUUAUGAUUUUGUGCUUUUUAAAAGCAUUUUUUCUCUAGCUAGCCAAAUGGGAGAUACAAAUGAUUCUGCACCGUUUGAACGAUUCAACAUUGAUGUCAAUUUACUGCUCAUACCUGGAAUUUUAUUAGUUAUUUUUGUUGGUAAGGUUUAAAUACAUUUAAAUGUUUUAUGAUGAUUAAUGCACUCUGAAGUAGUAUAAUCACACUGUUUAACUGAUUAUAUUGCUGCUUAUUGAGCCAAGGUUUUUUAAAUAUAAUGGAAUGUAAUUGCUGUUGAAUUUUGAAAACAUCAGUUGUUUAUUCUGGUGUAUUGAUUCACUUGUGUAUGCAGUAUAUUAAAAGCACCAAUGUAUAUGGUUCAAGUUGGUUUGACUUAUAUAAAAUCCAUCAGAGUGAUGUGACCGCUUUUAUAUUUGCUAGUAUUUUCGCUACUAACUUCCCACCUUUCGAUAAGCUUUGAAUAGGAUAUGUCUCUCUGUUUCCUUUUCAGUACUAAUGAUAUAUAAACUAUUAAAGAAUGAAAGCAAUAAGAAGAAACUACGGGAAGAAAAGAAAAUUAAAAAACAAGGGAAAAAAGAGAAGAAAAAGAUGUGAUGGAAGCAUAGAAAAUAAACACAAUUAAUGACUUAAUUUAUAAAUAUGUAUUAUUCUAUUAUGAACUGUAUAUUUACUACCAAAACAUCUUCAGUCAUUUUAGAAUUUUUACCAGUAAAUUAUUUUAAUUUAAAGCUAUAGUUAAUUUAUGGUAACAUUUUGCAAUGAAUGCUAAGUUGAAAACAAUGCAUUUCUGAAUUAUUUUAACACAGAAUGAAACCUAAGCAUACAUG
Molecule: messenger RNA, 894 nt
Organism: Paramuricea clavata
Lineage: Eukaryota; Metazoa; Cnidaria; Anthozoa; Malacalcyonacea; Plexauridae
Source: the annotation of a GenBank genome assembly